GUCAGUGGGUGAGAGCAAAGAUCCUCGGCUGAGAGACAGAGCUCCUCUUCUUCAUGCAGCAGCACAUGAUGUGAAGCUUCUUCACUUUCCUGUGACAUUUUCUUAUCCUUUGUUUUACUGUAGGACUUUUUUUGGGGGGAUGGCAGAGAUGCCGGUGCAAAUCCCGGAUGACUCUGACUUCUCUUCAUUCAGAGAUCAGUGUCUGAGCACAGACGGAUGGAUCAGCCGCUACAGCAAAGGUGGUGUGACGGUGUGGUGCCGGGAGGAGGAGAGCAAGGCAGUCCAGAAGCUCAAGAUGAGGAUCGUGUGUAAAGACGUGACUGCAGAGACGCUUUACGACGUCCUCCAUGACACCAGCUACCGCAGGAAGUGGGACACCAACAUGAUCGACACGUACGACAUUGGCCGACUGACCGUCAACGCAGACGUUGGAUAUUACUCAUGGAGAUGUCCGACUCCUCUGAAGAACAGAGACUUUGUAACGAUGAGAUCUUGGCUUCCUCUCGGCAGCGACUACUUGAUCAUCAACUACUCCGUCAAACACCCGCAACAUCCUCCAAAGAAGGACUAUGUCCGAGCCGUGUCCCUGCUGACCGGAUACCUGAUCCAGUCCAACGGCGCCACCAGCUCCACCCUCUACUACCUGACCCAGAUGGAUCCCAGAGGCUCUUUACCGAAGUGGGUGGUGAACAGAGUCUCUCAGUUCGUGGCUCCGAAGGCCAUGAGGAAGAUCUACAAGGCGUCUGUGAAGUAUCCGGAGUGGAAGCGGAAGCACAACCCGGCGCUGAAGCCCUGGAUGUUCCCGGAGCAGAGCACGCUGCCGUGCGUGCGCGUGUCCGAGCUCGCGCUGCAGCGCGCCGACUCGCUGGACAACAUCGACGAGAGCAGCGUGCACGAGGGGAAGACACCCAGCGAGGACGAGGACACCUGACGGACUCACAACGGACUCACAACCGGCUGCUGUUUGUGUGUUGCUUUGUUUGACCAGAUAAACGGUUUG
Platichthys flesus (European flounder) is the source of this 1000-nucleotide messenger RNA. It is a transcript of the gene stard15, whose product is annotated as StAR-related lipid transfer (START) domain containing 15. The record is from RefSeq and is a predicted model, not a curated record. Lineage: Eukaryota; Metazoa; Chordata; Actinopteri; Pleuronectiformes; Pleuronectidae. Gene Ontology annotation, molecular function: lipid binding. The coding region runs from base 140 to 931 and encodes 263 amino acids. The transcript has 6 exons.